Soboliphyme baturini is the source of this 975-nucleotide messenger RNA. Lineage: Eukaryota; Metazoa; Nematoda; Enoplea; Dioctophymatida; Soboliphymatidae. The record is from the annotation of a GenBank genome assembly.
AUGCUCAUUUACGGUAAUGAAUCGUGGGACAUGACUGAAAAAUCGUUGAUCCCGGCUACAGCGGCUGAAAGGGGCUUUCUUAGACGAGCAGCUGAUCCAGCGUACAAAUAUCCAAGGAUCCUUGGUGUACAGUCGCUGCUUCUCCUGAUCGAGAAGUCAAAACUUGGUGUUCGCCCACUUGAUUUCGUAACUUUCUGGUUGCCCGCUCUCUGCUACUGGGAUGCCGAGGAAAAGGGCAGCACAGAUGGCAGCAGCAGCACCUGCGGUGGCACUAGUGGCGUUGGCACUUCGCUGGACGAUUCUCUGCAUGCUCUGCUGGAAAACAUUUUGCCUCGUAAAGACUACAUGCCGGACAAGUCCCAGAUCUUCACGUUUCUACUCAGCGCAAGGAUGUUCUGUAGUCCGGCCGAGCUGCUCCAGGAAAUCCUUCAGCACUGCAUAUACGAGCAAAAUAGCGCCGGCGUCAACUACCGCAAGGACCUGAGGACGAAGUUUGCGCGCAGCGUCGUUCACUUCCUGCUCGAGUGGGUCGUGUCCUUCCCUUACGACUUCUUGGACUCGAAGAUGAGCGAGCGGCUGAACGAGUUCCUGGACAUCUGCUGCUGCGUGUCCAUUAUGAAGAAGUGCCCUGAAGCGUCGUUGCUAGCCCAGCAACUGACCCACAUCGAAAUGGAACGAAUGAGUAUGAUCGGCCCCGAAGAGUUUGUAUACUACUGCUUGGCAAAGAAACCUUGCCCACAGGUGUCCAAGGAAAAUACAUGUCAACGACGGGUCACCCACAACAUCGACCACUAUUUGGAAUGGUGCAACCGUCUGACGUACCUGGUGGCAACCGAAAUUUGUCGGGUGAAGGCUGUGAAAACGAACCAGCAACAAUAUUUUGUUAUCACGACGUUUGAUGGUUUAGCACGUCAAGAAGAAAGUUCGGACACGCGCCAUGGAGUUCUUCAUCGACGUCGCAAAGGAGUGCUUUAA